Pseudogymnoascus destructans is the source of this 1566-nucleotide messenger RNA. RefSeq lists its product as uncharacterized. Bases 955 to 1566 code for a protein of 203 amino acids. NCBI's taxonomy places the organism in Eukaryota, Fungi, Ascomycota, Leotiomycetes, Thelebolales, Thelebolaceae. The record is from RefSeq and is a predicted model, not a curated record. The transcript is spliced from 2 exons.
CGUCCCGCAGUUCAGCGUCCCGCAGUUCAGCGUCCCGCAGUACAGCGUCCCGCAGUUCAGCGUCAUGCCCACAACGGCCGAGCCGACAGGCGGAUACUGAGUAGAUGAUGAAAUGGCUAUACCCCCCGCGUCACCUCGUGCUCGAAGGCGCCGCUGUCUAAACUUUCUCUCAUAAAAACGCCCUCUCAUGUCGCUGUUCAUACAGACUUAACUCGGGGAAUACCACAACUUGCCAGAUCCUUGGGGGAUCUCUGUGCGCUCCAAGGUGUAUAACCACGAUCCUUCAGCGUAUCUGCCAGGCCAGAGUCUUCAUAUCUACACAUGGAGUCGUUUGAACCACCACAUGGUCUGCGUAUCCUCAUCACGCCUCGCCUGAACAUGGAAAAAUGGUGCGCAAACAAUUCGCCGGUUGGACUGGCAAAUGUUUCCUUGAUAGACAUUUUAGAUGUAUGCACUUUCGCAAGAUUAAUGUGAUUUUUCGCGCGCGUUAUCGAUACGCACGAACCUCCCACGCCCCCUUGCGCCGGGUCCAACCGCCAGGGUCGUCGUCGGACUAAAACAAACGGCGCCCAUCCCAUUUCCAUCUCGACCAAGCUGUCAAUUGUUUGCCGUUUCCCGGGCCUCCUGUCGCCACAACACGCCUCGAGCGACAAGCCAGGGAGACACGAACUUGUCUUCAACUUGGCUUUGGCUGUGCUUCUACAACGUUGUAGAAUCGGCUUGAAAGGGGGUAGAGCGGUUUGCUCGACGCCAACCUCGAGACGAAGACGGAACACCUGGUGCCUGCGCAACACAGUGAACAGCAAGCAAGGGGCGCAACGAGGGAUACAGAUCGAACACACAUACAUCGACACACAUACUCUUAUACUGAAACGGAAGAAGAGAACUACACGCUCACGACCAGGACCACACGACCCACCUCGAAACCUCCCACCCGCACAAACCACCGCGACGAUGCCGACACGUCUCACAUUUCCUCCACCACCACACGCAAUGAAACGCAAGCGCGACGACGCAGGUUCUCCACACAUCACAACAGGGGAGGGGAGGAGUAUACUCAAACCCCGCCUACUACGAGCCGGGAGCGUCAAACGAGUCCGCUGCGACGGGGGGAGCUGGCGACGGCGCGAGGGGGAUGAGGGGUGGGGAUUAUGGGACCAACAACGUGAUAUAUUGUCGGAGGACGGGAUGGGAGAUGGGAAGAGUGGAUGGGUGGGGGGGAACCAGGUGGCGAUAGAGGUGAAACUGGACUUAUCGCCCUGUGUGGUAUGUGCGCGCCGGCCGCGGGUGAAGGGGGACUUACUUGGGGGCGGGUUUGGGGCGUGUGAUGGGUGUGGGGGGAGGGUGUGCUGUGUUUGUGUUAGGCGGUGUGGUGGGAGUGGAAAGGAGGGUAGGGGUGAUGAGAUGGAGGAGAGUGGUGGGGAGAAAAAUGAAGAUGGGAGGGGGGAACGGGAAUGGGGAGGUGGCACGUCACAUUACGAGGUCGUUUGCAGUCGAUGUUGUGUUGAGAGGGGAGAGGAGGGGGAGGUGCGGUGUUUGGGGUGCCUGUGGAAGGAGGGGGAAUGA